UAUUGCAUUGGUUUCAUCAUUGUGCAGCAUGCCAUGAUAAUAACAUCUGGCUGAACACUGGUAGCAUGCUAUUGUAGGCAGAUGUCACACACCAAUCAGAUCACUAAUAUUACUUAACUGCAUAAUCCUAGGAUGAAGUUCUUUGCUCUCAGCGGUCAUCCCAACAAGCCAUGCAAUGUGCUGCGCUUCAAGCAGUGCACAAUCAUGCUCGACUGUGGUUUGGACGAGACCACGAUCCUAAACUUCUUGCCACUGCCAUUGGUGCCAAGUCCUCGUAUUGACAACCUACCAACAUGGACUCCGAAGGAGGAGACACAGAUCGAGGGCGAGCUGAAGGAGUGUGCUGGCAAGGUCUUCAUUGACUCUCCACCCGAGUUCUGCCUGCCACAGACCAGUCUCGUCGACUUCUCGGAGAUUGACGCCAUCCUCAUCUCGAACUACACAAGCAUGCUGGCGCUGCCAUUCAUCGUGGCCGAGCGCGGCUUCCGCGGCACUGUGUACGCCACCGAGCCGACCCUGCAGAUCGGCCGCCUCUGCAUGGACGAGCUGCUCUACCACAUCGAGCAGACGCCGCGUGCCAAGCACGCCUCAAAGUGGAAGCAGCUGGUGCACCUACUGCCGGCGCCGCUCUGCCAGGUGUACAAGCCGAAGCUGUGGCGGCAGCUGUACAAUGCAGACACCAUCAACCAGGCCAUGACGCGCGUACACACGGUCGGCUACGGUGAGAAGAUGGACGUGUUCGGGGCGCUGCGCGUCAUGCCGUCCAGCUCGGGCUACUGCCUCGGCUCGGCCAACUGGACUAUCUCAUCCGACUACGAAAAGAUCGUGUACGUCAAUGGCUCAUCCACGCUGACCACGCACCCGAAGCAGCUGGAGCAGACGCAGCUGCGUGGUGCCGACGUGCUCAUCCUGAACGGACUGACGCAGGUGCCGUCCUACAACCCUGACGCCAUGAUCGGCGAGUUCUGCGCCAAAGUGACGCACACCGUCAAGGGCGGCGGCAGCGUGCUAGUGCCCUGCUGUCCGUCCGGCAUCGUGUACGACCUGAUCGAGUGCCUGGCGCCGUACCUGGACCAGCAGGGCCUCAGCUCGGUGCCACUCUUCUUUGUAUCGCCCGUGGCCGAGCACUCGCUCGCCUACUCCAACAUCCUGGCCGAGUGGCUGUCGCACGCCAAGCAGGUGCGCGUCUACCUGCCGGAGGACCCGUUCCCGCACGGCCACCUCGUGUCCAGCGGACGGCUACGGCCCUACAAGAACCUGCAGGCGGACGGCUUCAGCGCCGAGUUCCGCCAGCCUUGUGUCGUGUUCGGCGGCCACCCGAGCCUGCGCUUCGGCGACUCGGUCCACUUCAUGGAGCUGUGGGGCGGCAGCUCCAGUAACGCGGUCAUCUUCACGUCGCCCGACUUUCCCUACUUGGAGUGCCUGGCGCCGUACCAACCGCUCAGCAUGAACUGCUACUUCACGCCCAUCGAUACGUCUCUCUACUUCAGCCAGGCCAACAAGCUGAUCCGGGACCUGAAGCCGCAGACGCUGGUGAUUCCGCAGCAGUACGCGUCGCCGUCGGCGAUGGCACCGCACCGCGCCGACUGUCAGAUCGAGGCUGACUGCGCCACGCUGACGUACCGGCGCGGUGACGUGCUCUCGCUGCCGGUGCGCCGCUCACAGGAGCGCGUCGUCAUCUCGGCCGAGCUGAGCGAACGGCUGAACACGACCGAGCUGCGGCCGGGGGUGGCCGUGGCCACCGUCACCGGCCUGCUGCACGUGCAGGACAACCGGCACCGGCUGCUACCGCCGCCGGAGUCGGAGCCGGCCAGCGACGACGAGCCGCGCAGCCUGGAGGCCCUGGUGGGCGUGCGACCGCGCUACCACACUUACGGCACCGUGCACGUGCCCGAGUUGCUGCAGCGGCUCACCCAGGAGGACAUCAAUGACGCCAAGGUGGAGGAGGGGCCGAACGGCGUCAUAGUGCAUCUGCAGGAAGAGGACACGCUCAUCCAGAUCGACAGCAACUCGACCCACAUCAUCUGCGGCGGCGAUGAGAGGCUCCGCUGCAAGCUGCGCGAUGUCCUGCUUGAGUGUCUCAGCAAGUUCUGAAAGGCCACGUCUCGGGGCCCGUGUGACCAAUGGUGCGCUUGUUCGGCUGGCGGUACGGCGUGUUCGUCGGCACCAUCGUCGGCAGCGUGGGCCUGGCUCUCUACCCCAUCAUCGUUUACCCGAUGAUCCACAAGGAGGAGUACAAGGAAGCGC
Pollicipes pollicipes is the source of this 2247-nucleotide messenger RNA. RefSeq names its product integrator complex subunit 9 (gene IntS9). Gene Ontology annotation, biological process: snRNA 3'-end processing. NCBI's taxonomy places the organism in Eukaryota, Metazoa, Arthropoda, Thecostraca, Pollicipedomorpha, Pollicipedidae. Gene Ontology annotation, cellular component: integrator complex. The record is from RefSeq and is a predicted model, not a curated record.